Messenger RNA from Anguilla anguilla (European eel), 2210 nucleotides. RefSeq names its product thyroid hormone receptor interactor 4 (gene trip4). Lineage: Eukaryota; Metazoa; Chordata; Actinopteri; Anguilliformes; Anguillidae. The record is from RefSeq and is a predicted model, not a curated record. Gene Ontology annotation, cellular component: nucleus. Gene Ontology annotation, molecular function: zinc ion binding; transcription coactivator activity. The transcript has 10 exons. Gene Ontology annotation, biological process: positive regulation of DNA-templated transcription. The coding region runs from base 466 to 1893 and encodes 475 amino acids.
ACACUCUUACUCCUAUGGGCAAUUUAGCCUCCUGCAUGUCUUUGGACUGUGGGAGGAAACCAGAGUGCCCAGAUGAAAUACAUGCGGACACAGGAAGAAUGUGUAAACUGUACGCAGAAUAAGAACACAGGGCCUUCUUGCUGUGUGGUGACAGUGCUAUCCACUGUACCACCUUGCUUCCCCCAAGUAUAAAAACAGGGUUAAUGAAAUGAAGAUGAACGGCUUGGCAGCUGCAGAUUGUUCAGAGUCACUGCUACAAGCUUACCAGGCAAUUGCCAGUUUUUGGCCAGUAAAAAUUAUCCAAGAAAUGGAAAAUCUUCCAGAAAUUCUUCCCAGCUAAAUAACUAAAUAUUUAUAAGUUUGAGCCUAUAUAAUGGCUCUUUCAAAUUCUAAUUUCACUUAUCUCAAAAGCAAUUGCAAUUUGUCAUUAUCACCCCAAAUCACAGUCCAGCAGGCUCUAUUGGCAUGAAGCAUCUACUAUCCAAAAUGAAAGAUUAUGUUGUUACACCUGCCUGCCUGCCUGCACACAUUGAUAAUAGGAAUUUCCAGAACUUUACUCAAUUAUUCAGUAAACAGACCCUUCCAAAACUCAGGUUAAUAUCUAGCUGUGUGGUGGACUCCUCUGCAGUUGGCUCAGUUUCAGGGUUGCCUGGAUUGUCACCCAAUUUCUGUGCUGUUUGUUUGCUUGUUGUGCAUUUUUAUGUGAGAGAGACCAGUUUUUCCAAGAGACAGAUAAUUUGCUGGAAUACGCAGGAUCAUAGGGCAGCAGUAGAAAAAGUGGUAUGCACCAAAGAGGAACAGAAGAUCCUGCAGAGAGACUCCAACAAAAGCCAGAAACUGCGAAAGAAACUGAUGAGUGACCAUGUCCGGCAGAGUGAUACUGCAGAGAAGGAAAUCCUGCCGCAUGAAGAGGAACAGAUGAAAGUGGGGCUGGAGAAAGCACUCCAACACAGAGACAAGCUGUUGGAAUUCGACAAGAACAGUGUGCAGCGUACACAGGUGCUGGAUGAUGAAUCGGACUACUUCUCUACCGACUCCAACCAGUGGCUUUCCCCAGGGGAGAGGGAGGCUCUGUGUAGGCGCGAGAUGGAACUUUUGGAGCUGCGCCACGCAUCUCGCAAGGCUAGGAAGAUCACAUUGGACUUUGCUGGCCGACAGGUGCUAGAAGAGGGAGAAAGCCUGAACCAGUACUACAGCAGAUUUGAUGAAGCUGUCCAGGCCAUCAACACAGGAACCAUGGUGACCAUGUCUCAACAGCCUGACAACCCUCCACUCAGAGAACUACUCAACCCCAACAUCCUGCAGACUGCACCCCAGUGGGUAGACAUGGGCCACCGUGAAAUACCGCAGAAGCCUCAGGGAACAGUUGUGGCCAGCGAGGCAGGGCUAGGCCGCGCUCAGUUGCGACUGCAAGACCGAGAGCUGCAGGAGAUGUUCGAUGGGGGCUGGUGCCUCAGCAUGCAUCAGCCCUGGGCCUCACUACUCAUCACGGGAAUCAAGAGGGUGGAGGGCAGAUCAUGGUACACCACUCACAGGGGUCGUCUAUGGAUUGCUGCUGCUGCCAAGAGACCCACCCCCCAGGAGAUCAGCCAUGUGGAGUACCAAUACCGCCAACAGUACAGGACAGAGCUGCAGUUCCCCAGACAAUACCCCACUGGCUGCUUGCUGGGGUGUGUCAGUAUGACUGACUGCCUGUCCCAGGAGCAAUACAAAGAACAGUUUCAUGAAACCUGUGAGGAUUCCAGCUCUCCUUUUAUGUUCAUCUGUUCUCAGCCACAAGAGUUGUUAAUCAAAUUUCCCAUGAAGGGAAAACACAAGAUAUGGAAGUUGGACAGUCAGCUCCACCAGGGUGCGCGGAAAGGCCUGAUGCCAUCACCCAACUUGUGUGCCUGAGAGAGCGAGGGACCAGCCAUGGCACAACAGGAUUUUGGGAUAUUUAAUCAGCUCUUGCAACAGUGCUUCACACCUGGACCUAUCACUGUCAUCUGCGCACACCUGGGCCAGAUCAGAGUCAAAAACAGAGCCAGUCUCAACACUUGUACAACCUUGUAUGUGGGCAUAUCCUACACCUGGCUGUAAUUGGCUGCGAGUGUGUGCCCCACAGAUGUGCUGAGAUUUCUUUGUUGGCUGUUUUGUGUUAAAUUUUAAAAUAAAACAAUUUUAAAAUGAAUUGAUGAAAAAUGUAAAUAAAUAGGAAAAUGAAAGGUCAA